Molecule: messenger RNA, 687 nt
Organism: Scomber scombrus (Atlantic mackerel)
Lineage: Eukaryota; Metazoa; Chordata; Actinopteri; Scombriformes; Scombridae
Exons: 5
Coding region: 1-687 (228 amino acids)
Source: RefSeq, a predicted model, not a curated record
AUGCGUAAUUGGAGAAUCCCUCAGCGAACCACUAAAGAGAAAUACGCACUGGGAAUUGUUACCUUGUUCCCUGCAUUGAAAGAUCCCCUCUCCAGGAAGGGAUAUAUAAAUCAAGAUUUCAGCCUCAUUUUUGGACCAGAAACAGCUGACAAACUGCUUGAAAAGUGGCAUCCAUCCUUUUAUAAAAGGAAGGUGAUCAAAGAAGCUGAGAGCCUUACAACCACCCCAGUCGUGCAGAGUUUGCUGAGGUCUGCCAGGAAUCAGAACAAUGAUGAAGCCUCUGACUGCCCAGGUAACAGAAGACAAAAGAUCAGUGCAGCUCAGGCCGUGGACCAUCUAGUUGUGUUUCACAAGUCAUGCCGGAGCCUUGAACAACACUUGGAGUGCCAGGAGGCAACUCGUCAGCCAUACCUUCUUGCCGCUGGAACCCGCAAGCAGUCCAUCAACACUUACUACGUUGUGAUCGACAAGAAGCUCAUCCCCUGCCAGGGAACCACGUCAUUGACAGCGUUUGAUGAACUCUUUAAAGUGCACUUCGUUUUCAGUGUAGAUUAUGAUGAUGCUCUCAGCAACAUGUACAGUUUUCUCCAGACAACUGUCUACAACAUUGAUGUUGACACCACUAAAGAGAGUCCAAAGGUGAAGGAGCUUAGAGCCAAGUUUAUGAACAGGACUGGCCCCUUUUAG